Molecule: messenger RNA, 1536 nt
Organism: Priapulus caudatus
Lineage: Eukaryota; Metazoa; Priapulida; Priapulimorpha; Priapulimorphida; Priapulidae
Product: dynein regulatory complex subunit 7-like
Exons: 12
Coding region: 1-1536 (511 amino acids)
Biological process (GO): cell motility
Cellular component (GO): motile cilium
Source: RefSeq, a predicted model, not a curated record
AUGCAAGACUGUUCACAUGGACUUAAGGACGUAGUGUAUGACCUCGGGGAUUGCACCAAGUGGGAGUUCAUGUUUCCGAGCAACGAAAAACCUGUCUUGCAGAUGUCUCAGAGUGGAGAACAAUUAGCAGACAUGGCUGAUGAAGAGGAGUUUGAAGAGGUGGAAAAGUUCAUAGAUAUGCCACAUUCCUGGUCACAGCCGUUACAGAUAACAAGAAAAGAAUUCCAGUUGCGAUGUCCACAUGGGAAAAAAACAGUACUUUACAAGAGAGCAAAAUUAGAGAAGUACACCCCAUAUCUGCUGAGCGAUGGAAUGGUAGCUAAGCUCUACAUAUACAAAGAUGAUGAAAUGCAUAGUCUCAGCAUUACAAGAGAAUUCUAUGAGAACAGAAUUGAUCAUCUAGAGAGGCGACAGCACAAUAUGGACACUGGGUUCGUGACAGAGUACUUCAAAAAAGGAAAGAAGAACGCAUUAAGAGAACACUACUACAAGGUCAGAAGUCAGGGUCCGGAGUCGGAGCGCACGAUGAUCUUCGACAGCCACAUGCGCGUCGACGGACUCGUGAGGCGAGAGGAGCUCGCGACGGAGAUGACGGAGCACUAUGUAGAAAGCACAGAUUUCCUCGUCUACAAGCACACUAAAUUUGGAAAACGUGUGAAAAUCUUUGGACCGUCUUCAAAAUCUGCGAGGCCAAUAUCGUGCAUCGAAGAAAAGUUUAAGCGGAAUCCGGAGCGAUCUGUGAGCACAAACCUGGCGCUACGUGAGUUUGACAUUGCCAGUGACACGAUACGACUGACAUACCACCACGAACCAGACUGCGUCACCGCGGCGACCCAGGAAUUCAUAAAGCCUCCAAAUCUCGACGAGAAGCGGGACGGGACCGUGAAUCUGUUUGAGUAUCUGUCGUCGUAUCAGCCGGACCCACAUACACCCAAGCCAACUAACCUGCAGCUCUAUCAGCAGCUUGACUCGUUAAUCAAGGAAGAAUGGAAGGCACAAGCCAGAGUCAUUGAAAUACUGAAUGAACGGCGAAGGGAAGAGGCAAGAACUGAGCUAGACAUAUCCAUCUACGAUGUUGAGAGGAACGAGAAGGCAAGAAAGCAGCGACUUGCCCAGGUGCAACAAGAAAAAGAAGACAAGAAUCGUGAGCGAGAGAUGGAUACCGACUACCUCGCUCCGUUUCUCACGCGGUUCAGCAGUAGUGAGGGUGCGCUGAAGCGGUCGCAGGCACUCCGUGUGAAAGACGAGUGCCUUCAGGACCUCAAGCAGCGACUCAUCGACAAGGCAAACCUAAUACAGAGCCGGUUUGAACAGGAGACAAAUGAGCUGCAAAAGAAGCAGCAGUGGUACCAGCAGUGCCAGACGAGCAUGAGCAAGGAAGACGAAGAAGAAUACCUGAGCUACUGCAGCGCAUCGAUGUUUCGUAUACACAUUCUGGAGCACAGACUCAAUAAGCACAAGGAGCUGGCACCUCAGCGGUACAUGGCAUUGGAACAGAAGCUACGCAAUGACGCACGGCUAGCCGAUUUGUUGUAA